AUUAACUACUCCGUACUCUUAUUCUAACGAUUGAUAUCGUCUCCAUGUCAAUAACAUCAAUCCGCAUUUAGCCAAUGCAAUUGUACAACCCCUCCUCAUAACCUUACCAUCCCCCAUAAACUACCACAAUGUCCAAACUCCUCCGCCAACCCGUCACCCUCGCCCUCAUCCAACUCGCCUCCACCGCCUCCAAACCUCACAACCUCACCCAUGCCCGCUCCCUCGUCCUCCGCGCCGCCCAACGCGGCGCCCGCAUCAUCGUCCUCCCCGAAUGCUUCAACUCGCCCUACGGCACCAAAUACUUCCCCACCUACGCAGAGACCCUCCGCCCCACCCCGCCGUCCGAGACCGAUAGCCCCUCGUACCACGCGCUGAGCAACAUGGCGAAGGAGGCGAACUCGUACCUCGUGGGCGGCAGCAUCCCGGAAUACGACACGGAGACGAAGAAGUACUAUAACACGAGCUUGACGUUCGGGCCGGCGGGCCAGUUGCUCGCGACGCAUCGAAAGGUGCAUCUGUUCGACAUCGACAUCCCGGGCGGGUUCAAGUUCAAGGAGAGCGAGGUGCUGAGCCCGGGGAAUAAUGUGACGGUAGUGGACCUGCCGGAGUACGGGAAGCUAGGGAUCGCGAUCUGCUACGACGUGCGGUUUCCGGAGCUGGCGACCAUCGCAGCGCGGAAAGGAGCGUUCGCGCUGGUGUAUCCCGGGGCGUUUAACAUGACGACGGGGCCGAUGCAUUGGGAGCUGCUGGCGCGGGCGCGGGCGACGGAUAAUCAGGUGUAUGUGGGGUUGUGUUCACCGGCGAGGGAUGUGGGUGCGGAUUACCAUGCGUGGGGGCAUACUGUGUUGGUGGAUCCGAAUGCGGAGGUGAUGGAGAGUUUGGGGGCGGAGGAGGGGAUUUUGUUUGGAGAGUUGAGGGGGGAGAGGAUCGAGGAAGUGAGGAAGGGAAUUCCGUUGUAUACGCAACGACGGUUUGAUGUGUACCCGGAUGUGAGUGAGGGGAAGAUAAGGUUUGAAGAUUGACGUGGUUCUCGUUGCUCGUGUACAGUAUGAAUUACGAAAAUGUAUAGACGCGAGUCUAGCUAUGUAUAUGUCCCUUGGUGGCAUCAAUCAUCCAGUUGGAUAAAGGAAAUGAGGUAUCUUUUUAACCA
Messenger RNA from Eremomyces bilateralis CBS 781.70, 1150 nucleotides. RefSeq names its product putative nitrilase family protein. Gene Ontology annotation, biological process: oxaloacetate metabolic process; L-glutamine metabolic process. The record is from RefSeq and is a predicted model, not a curated record. Lineage: Eukaryota; Fungi; Ascomycota; Dothideomycetes; Eremomycetales; Eremomycetaceae. The coding region runs from base 129 to 1022 and encodes 297 amino acids. Gene Ontology annotation, cellular component: mitochondrion. Gene Ontology annotation, molecular function: omega-amidase activity. The transcript has a single exon.